This is a messenger RNA of Asparagus officinalis (garden asparagus), 933 nucleotides long. RefSeq names its product squamosa promoter-binding-like protein 8. Lineage: Eukaryota; Viridiplantae; Streptophyta; Magnoliopsida; Asparagales; Asparagaceae. The record is from RefSeq and is a predicted model, not a curated record. The transcript has 2 exons. Gene Ontology annotation, molecular function: DNA binding. Gene Ontology annotation, cellular component: nucleus. Bases 37 to 933 code for a protein of 298 amino acids.
AAAGAUCCCAUCGAUCGUAACAUCAGUAGACCGAUCAUGUUGGAGUACGAAUGGGGAAACCCUGCAGCCGCAGCAGCGGCGAUGCUGCUGUUCGGCGAAGAGCUCGGCAGCUAUCAGAGCCACCCUGAUCAAGUGCAGCACCACCACCACCAAGUAUUUGAUAAUUUUGAUCACGGACUGGGCAUGGAUUUCUUCCAUCAGCAGCCCCAGCCACAGCAAAUUUCUGCCGCCGCGCUGCUCACGACUGCGGCGAUGACGCCAGCGCCAGCGAGGAUAGGGCUGAACCUUGGAGGGAGGACGUACUUCUCGUCGGGGUCACGUGAGGAGGAAAUGAUGAUGAUGGCGGCCGCGGGGAGGGUAUGUGGUAGGAGGAGGACGAGGACGGCGAGGUGCCAGGCGGAGGGAUGCGGCGCUGAUCUUACUCAUGCUAAGCAUUACCAUCGGCGUCAUAAGGUUUGCGAGUUUCAUUCCAAGGCUUCCAUCGUUAUCGCUGCGGGGUUGUCGCAGCGUUUCUGUCAGCAGUGCAGCAGGUUCCAUGUCCUGGCCGAGUUCGACCAAGGAAAACGCAGCUGCAGAAAAAGGCUUGCAGACCACAACAGGCGCAGGCGAAAAUCUCAAGAUCUAUCAACAGCAAUAGCAACAACACCAACACCAACCAUCAACUCUCAAAACUCCAACAAUAGCAGUACUGAUCAUAAACCCGUGAUGAUCACUGAAACAAAACCGGACACAAUCUCUUCGUUGACGAAUACUUCAUCUCCACCGCAACCACCGAAAAAUAUCUCGGCACCACCGAUGGUGCUUGGGCUCGGCUGUGGGCGAUUACCGUCAGCGGCCACAGGCUCUCGCCUCUUCAUCGACCGGAUCAUCGCACCACCAGAGUGUGUCAUUUCUGCUCACUCGAGGAGUUUCGUGGGCAUGAACACCGGUUGA